UUGCUUAAGCGACUCGCCCCACUUUCACCUUGCUGCAUUUAGUGCGUUACUUACGGUGUUGUGAGCCUUGUGAGGUAAGAGAGAGACAGACACAGACGGACGGACAGAACAACGGUGGAGUGAGCGAAGACAUGGACGGCCGGGGAGGUUGCUGUAUCGCGCGGUACGACGACGGUGGGUAUGAUAUGUCAAAGGUUGACCGGAUAAUGCUUAGAUUCCGGCCGAUCGCGCCAAAACCAGCUGUCGGUGGAUCAUUUACGGGUACGCCUAUGCCCGAGAAUAAAGAUGUUUCUGUCAGGACGGAACGAGCUAAGAGAAGGUACAAUCGUAGAGGGAAUAACAAAAGAUGCAACAGAAAGAAAAGGGCGUUCCUAGAAGAAAAGAAAGAUGGGUUAAAAGAGACGGUCGUGACGUUGUUGCCGUUGCUACCCGAAACGCCUGAACCGAAAGAUUUGCCGCUGGGAAGAUCAUCGGAUCUCGAUCUAAACGUAAACAUAACGACCACGAAUCUCAAAACGCCAGCCAACUACGUACCGAUCCCGACGAUGAGCUUCAACAACCGGAAGGGCAAGCUAGAGGCGUGUAUCGAUGGGGAAGGAUUGGGGAGGACGGACGAGGAGAAAAAGAAGAAUCUCGAGAAGGACAUAUGUCCUGGGUUCAUAUCGGACGGAUUCAACAAAGUGGUGUGGAUGAACGAGGCUUACAGAAGGAUGGUAAGCCAUGGAGAGCAAGGGGAGUCGGGAUCGGAGAUGUUGUGGUUGGUGACAAAGGAAAGGCUGCCUGUAACGUACCCAGAAUUCGCGUGUCGAUUGAGGCUGCAACAUAAUUAUAGGAAGGACAAAAACUCAAUACUGACGGUUCCUUGUGACGUGUGGAGAAUGGACGAUGGAGGCUUUGCAUGGAGGUUGGACGUCAAAGCUGCACUCAGUUUGGGUCGAUGAAUCGAGCAUGGAACCAUCUAAGCACCCCAAGUCUUCAUACCCAACUUUGAGGGGGGGGGGAAAUCGUAAAUAUUUUGGUUCUGUGCUUUUGAACUUGAACUAAAUUCUAGUUUCUUAGCUAGGUUAUCGUCCUUUUAGUCUUUGAUGCUUUUCUUUUUUUCCCUCCUUCUUUUUCCAAGUUUAGGAGCUCACCAUGUUAAUGGCAAUAUUUGUUCAGAGGAGAUUAAGAAAUAAAUGUUAGAGUAUUGUCGUCCUCUCCGAUUUGUCUGUGUUUGUCUCUGCAUGUGCUGGCAUGGGUGUCUGAUCUUGUGAGGAGAAAGGGGGGUUUGGUUGGAGGUUUUCGAAGUUUGCAAUUUGGGGUUGAGAGAUUAAAAACUAUGGGAGUUGGGGAUGAAGGUUUUUGGAGUUUGGGAGCUUUGGGUUGGGUGACGGAGAGGUAGGAGAGGGGGAGCAGAAACGCAGAAAGCAGGCAUGCAAAAAGACAAGUGGAGUGGAGUUGAUAUUUCAGGCCAUUUGUACUUUUGGUCUUGGUUUUGAAUGAUCCCGGUACUGUACUUCUCUAUCUCUAUCCACUCCUGUGUUCAGACUAUUGAUCUCUCUCUCUCUCUGUGUCAAGACUCACACACAGCAGCACACAGUUGUUGACACGUCAAGGAUCGAAGAGCUGAAGACGGAAGGCACGUGUCGUUAGCAGCGAAGUGAAAGAGGAGAGGAGAUGAUCUUUCACGUGAUUUGAAGCAGGAUCAGGUGGCACAGGGAGAGAGAUGGAUGGAUCGUCACAGUGUGCAAGUGUAAGGUUUCUGUUGUGAAUUGUGAUGUUAUGGUAAAAAGAUUUCAUAUGGAUUUACUGA
Molecule: messenger RNA, 1792 nt
Organism: Nelumbo nucifera (sacred lotus)
Lineage: Eukaryota; Viridiplantae; Streptophyta; Magnoliopsida; Proteales; Nelumbonaceae
Source: RefSeq, a predicted model, not a curated record